Zingiber officinale is the source of this 411-nucleotide messenger RNA. RefSeq lists its product as uncharacterized. The coding region runs from base 1 to 411 and encodes 136 amino acids. The record is from RefSeq and is a predicted model, not a curated record. NCBI's taxonomy places the organism in Eukaryota, Viridiplantae, Streptophyta, Magnoliopsida, Zingiberales, Zingiberaceae. The transcript has 2 exons.
AUGGGCAAUCCGCACGACCCAAAGGAGGGGACGGGAGUGACACCGUUCCACUUGGUUUAUGGAGGUAAAGCAGUCGUCCCUGUUGAAGUUGGAAUUGAGUCCGAUCGUCUGCAGCAGUAUAGCGAGGAGAACGCCGAGCGGAAACUCCUGGAGCUGGACUUGGUGGACGAAGCACGUGCCAAAGUAGUCGUCCGGCUGACGGCCUACCGACAGAGGAUUCGCCAGAACUACAAUAGGCGGGUAAUACCUAGAUCUUUUCAGGUCGGUGACUUCGUAUGGAAGAAGGUAAAGCCAGUCGGGGAUGUCACCAAGCUGGAGGCUCCUUGGGCCGGACCCUUCAAGGUCAUGGGAAAGCUCCGGUCGGGUGCUUAUUACCUAGAAGACGAGGACGGGCGGAGGAUUAAAAGCUAA